Molecule: messenger RNA, 2420 nt
Organism: Calliphora vicina (urban bluebottle blowfly)
Lineage: Eukaryota; Metazoa; Arthropoda; Insecta; Diptera; Calliphoridae
Gene: MAPk-Ak2
Product: MAP kinase-activated protein kinase 2
Exons: 7
Coding region: 349-1473 (374 amino acids)
Biological process (GO): intracellular signal transduction; peptidyl-serine phosphorylation; protein autophosphorylation
Cellular component (GO): cytoplasm; nucleus
Molecular function (GO): ATP binding; mitogen-activated protein kinase binding; calcium/calmodulin-dependent protein kinase activity
Source: RefSeq, a predicted model, not a curated record
GUUCAGUUUUGACACUCUCACCAAAGUAUCUUGUAUCCCACAGAUACCCGUGUCGUAUACAAGUGCGCUUUUUUGUACAGCGGGUAGUUUUCGUUCGUUAUUUGCUCAAAAAAUAAAACAAAAUUUAUACAAAUAAAAAAUUUGAUAGUAGAUUGAAUGAAUGUUUUCGACUGGUUUCGUUUCGUUGUAUUUUUUAUUGUUGUGUUCACGCAAAGAGAAUCCAAAAAACCUUUAAAGAAAAUUAAAAAAGAAAUCUAAAAUAAACGAGCGUGCGUUAGCAGUUUCAAUUCUUUUUUUUACAGUUUGCAAAAACACAAGAGUUAUUGAGGAGUAAGAAAGAAGAGUAAAAUGUUUAAAAUAGCCAAACCACCAAUGAGUCAAAGUGCUGGACAUCAGCAGCAGCAGCAGCUACAGCAACGAACACCUAAAACCACGCCUCUAGUCGAUGACUAUGAAAUUUCUAACACCGUGUUGGGUCUGGGUAUAAAUGGAAAAGUUGUUGAAUGUACAAAUCGUAAAACAAAUCAAAAAUAUGCAUUAAAGGUUUUAUUGGACAGUCCUAAAGCGAGACGUGAAGUUGACCUACAUUGGCGUGUCAGUGGCUGCCGUCAUAUUGUCAAUAUUGCCGAUGUCUAUGAGAAUACAUAUGCUGGUAAUAAAUGUCUCUUAGUCGUUAUGGAAUGCAUGGAGGGUGGCGAACUAUUUCAACGUAUACAAGAUAAUGCUGAUGGUGCAUUUACCGAAAGAGAGGCUGCUCAAAUAAUGCAUGAAAUCUGUGUGGCCGUACAUUUUCUGCAUAGUCGUGAUAUUGCUCAUCGGGAUUUGAAACCUGAGAAUUUAUUAUACACAUCGCCACAUCCGAAUGCUAUUUUGAAAUUAACAGAUUUCGGUUUCGCCAAAGAAACCCUUAUCAAGGAUACACUACAGACACCAUGCUAUACACCAUAUUAUGUUGCUCCCGAAGUUUUGGGUCCCGAGAAAUACGACAAAAGCUGUGACAUUUGGUCUUUAGGCGUUAUUAUGUACAUUUUACUGUGUGGCUUUCCGCCGUUCUACAGUAACAAUGGCAUGGCCAUAUCGCCCGGCAUGAAGAAACGCAUUCGUACCGGCCAAUAUGAUUUUCCCAAUCCAGAGUGGAAAAAUGUCAGCCAAUCGGCCAAGGACUUAAUUAAGGGAAUGUUGAAUGUAGAUCCCAGCAAACGUUUGACCAUCGAAGAAGUAAUGCGUAAUAAAUGGAUUGCCCAGUAUACCGAAGUGCCCAUGACUCCUCUAUGUACAGGACGUAUGCUCAAAGAGGGAGAGGAAACGUGGCCUGAGGUGCAAGAGGAAAUGACCAGAUCUUUGGCCACAAUGAGAGUAGAUUAUGAUCAGGUGAGUGAGAUGCACAUCAAGGCCUUGGACAAAUCGAACAAUGCUUUAUUAAGUAAAAGGCGAAAAAAGAUUGAGGAACUUGCAGCUGCUCAAAAAAAGUAAAAAGAUGCAAAUCAAGAAGAAUAAGGAGAAAACCUCAAUUAAAAUUAAAAAUUUAACACUUUAACAUUGAUUUGACUUUAAAGAAAUUUCAGCUUAAAGACAAUUUUUAAAGAAAUGAAGAUAACAACAGAUGGAAGCUAAAGAAUGUUUGUUUCAAAAAGAAACAAUUAAUUUAAAACUUGUUAAUUUGUACCCUUAACUAUAAAGGGUUUUACAAAUACACAAUUUUUCUUAUUUUUAGAUUGAGGAAAUGUUUUUUUUUUUAAUUUUUAUGCAAAGUAUUUGCUAAUAUUUUAUGUUUAAUUUUGAUGUCAUGUUGUUUUUUGUUUAAAUAAACUUAUUCUUUACUAUGUAAAAGCUUAAAAAACAAAAAACUCAAGAGAAAAAACAAAGAGACAAAAAACGAAAUACUUAAACAAAGAUUAUUAAAAAAAAUACAUAUAAAUACAAUAUAUUAUUAACAAUGCGAGUACAUAUAUACAAAACAUACUAACAAUAUGUUAAAACUUAAAGUCAAUAAAUAAUUUAAAAACAAGCAUAAAUAUAAAAAUAAAUAAAAAGUUAACAUUGCUCUAUACUAUAACUACAUAAAUAUAAAUGUAAACAUUAUAUACAACAACAAAAUGUAAUUGUUAAUAAUAUUAAUAACUUUAAAAAACACGGAACGAAAAAAAACUGUUGUUAAAAGGUGUAUUAUUCAAAUUAUUUUAAAACAAAAACAUAAAAAUAAACCAUGUAUGCUCUAGGUAUUCAUUUUACUAAUAAAUUCUUUUUAGUUUAUAGAGGUUUAUAAAAACGCAUUCAAAAUUAUUAUUUAAAAUGUUAAUUUUUCAAUUAUUUUUUUUGUGAAAAACUUUAAAAUAAAACAAGUAUUUUUAUAGCUCUUUUGUAGCAUGUAAAAGAAUGAUAAAAAUAAUAAAUAUAAAGAAUAUUAAACAAAAAACAAA